UCCUUCUACUCACCCCUGCAACCAAGCUUGUUAUUAACCGAAACUCAUGGAAGAAGGAGAUCAGUUAUGCCUCGCAGCCAAAACCAACGACUUAAAAAAACUCAAAACCCUAAUAACCUCCGGCGCCGACGUCUCCCACUUCGACGCCACCGGUCUAACACCGUUAAUGCACGCCGCGAAAACCGGAAACACCGAGAUAAUCUCAGCUCUCCUCGAAGCAGGAGCUCCAUGGAACGCAUUAUCCCCUACCAAUCUCUCAGCAGGAGACUUCGCAAUGGAGGCAGGACACCAAGAAGCGUUCGACCUCCUCCUCAGAACCGGAAUCCAAUCGGAACUAAUCUUGGGAACAAUCGCUCGUAAAGAAACAAAAGAUGAAUACUCAAACCAAGAGUAUCUACAAGACAGAGUCACUUUCAGUGAAGACAAGAUUAUGGAUAAUGAGAGAAAAGGAGUUAUGAUGGCUUGGGAGAAACCGUUGAUGGAGGCUCACGCUAAAGCCAUAUGUAACAACGGUGGGUCCAUUUUAAACAUUGGUUUCGGUAUGGGACUUGUUGACACAGCGAUACAGAAGUAUAAUCCGACGAAACAUACUAUUAUUGAAGCACAUCCGGAUGUGUACAAGCGUAUGGUUGAGUCUGGUUGGGGGGAGAAGGAGAAUGUGAGGAUUGUUUUCGGGAGGUGGCAAGAUGUUGUUGAUGAUGAGCUUGAUGAGUGUGGUUACGAUGGGAUUUUUUUCGAUACGUAUGGAGAGUAUUAUGAGGAUUUGUGGGAGUUUCAUCAGAAGUUGCCGAAGCUUUUGAAAGCUGAUGGGGUUUAUUCGUAUUUUAAUGGGUUUUGUGGGAGUAAUGCGUUUUUUCAUGUGGUGUAUUGUAAUCUUGUGACGUUGGAGAUUGAGAGUUUGGGGUUUAGUACUCAGUUGGUGCCGUUGCCGGUUAAGGAUUGUCUUGGUGAUGAGGUUUGGGAAGGUGUUAAGCAGAAGUAUUGGCAGCUUGAUACUUAUUAUCUCCCUGUUUGUCAGUUUAGUGAGUGAAGGUUUCGUUAAGUUUUUAGCAAGUUUUGUAAUCCUUUUGAUAAUUUUUAGUUAUGAAAGAUUAAUGUUUGUUAAUUGCUGAUUUUUCUUAUAAAUUGUAAAUUUGAUGUGAGUAAAUAAUGUAUAUCCAUUUUCUCUUUGCUAAGGGAAGAAUUUGGAUUGAACUGAAGUACUAAACUGUAGAAAAUUGACCUGGCUU
Molecule: messenger RNA, 1229 nt
Organism: Eruca vesicaria subsp. sativa (arugula)
Lineage: Eukaryota; Viridiplantae; Streptophyta; Magnoliopsida; Brassicales; Brassicaceae
Source: the annotation of a GenBank genome assembly